AUGCCGCCCCGCCGCCGCCUCCCGCCGCUCCUGCUGCUGCUGCUCGCCGCGCUCUGCCCCGCCGCCAUCGCCCUCCGCCAUGGGCCCUCCGCCAUCGCCGUGGUGGGCGGCGGGAUCGGCGGCUCGGCCGCUGCCUAUUUCCUGCGGCAGAAGUUCGGCCCCGGCGUGCGGCUGCACGUGCUGGAGAAGGCGGCGCUGGGCGGACGGCUGCACACGCUGGACGUGGAGGGGGCCGCCUACGAGGCAGGGGGAGCCGUCAUCCACCCCCUCAACCUGCACAUGAAGCAUUUUGUCAAGGAGCUGGGCCUCUCAGUUGCCUCAUCCCAGGGCAGCCUUGCAGGCGUUUACAACGGGGAGGAAUUUGUGUUUGAGGAGAGCAGCUGGUCCUUCAUCAACCUCCUCAAGCUUCUCUGGUACUACGGCCUCAACCCGCUGCGCAUGUCCAUGUGGGUGGAGGACAUCCUGGACAAGUUCAUGAGGAUCUACCGGUACCAGAUGCACGAGUACGCCUUCAGCAGCAACGAGCGCCUGCUCCACGCCCUGGGAGGCGACGACUUCAUCCAGCUGCUCAACCAGACCAUCGACGAGGCCAUGCAGAGAGCAGGGUUCUCCCAGAAGUUCAUCAACGAGGUGGUUUGUCCAGCCAUGAGGGUGAAUUAUGGCCAAGGGGUCACCGUCAACGGUUUUGUAGGUGCUGUGUCUCUGGCUGGGGUGCAGUCAGGACUUUGGUCUGUGAAAGGAGGGAACAAACUGGUCUGCUCCGGCCUCAUCUCCUCCUCCAAGGCCCAGGUUAUCCCGGGAACUGUCGUCUCCAUAGAGCCAAAAACCAGACCCAGCCCCAGCGGGGACCCGGUGAAGCUCUACCAGGUCACCUACAACACGUCCUCGGGGCUGACAGAGGACACCUACGACAUCGUCCUCAUCGCGGCCCCGCUCGGCCGCAAGAUGGCCGACAUCACCUUCCGGAACUUCGACCCUCCCAUCCUGCCAUUCCCAAAUCCCUACCACCAAACUGUCACCACCCUGGUGCACGGGCGUGUGAAUGCAUCAUUCUUUGGCUACAACGACCCCCAGGCUUUUCAUUUUGGGGCCAUUUUCACCACGGACAACCCCAAACUCUUCAUCAACAGCCUGGGCGUGGUGUCCCCUGUGGGGGACACGGACACGGGCGAGGAGCUGCCGUUGCAGUCGGCCGUCUGGAAGGUGUUUUCCAAGGAAGAGCUCACCAAGGAGCAGCUCAAUCUGCUCUUCUCCUCCUACGACUCGGUGCAGGUGAAGCCGUGGUUGGCGUAUCCCGAGUACAGCGCUCCCGAGAAGUUCCCUCCCAUCGUCCUGCACGAGCAGCUGUACUACCUGAACGGGCUGGAGCGCGCCGCCAGCGCCAUGGAGAUGAGCGCCGUCGCUGCCCGCAACGCCGCCCUGCUCGCCUUCCACCGCUGGCACGGCCGCAGCGCCAGCAUCGACCAGGAGGACCUGCACGAGAAGCUCAAAACCGAGCUCUGAGACCCCCCCGGCGCUUAAUUAACACUAAUGAGCUCCGUGCGUCGCCCCUCCGAGGAGGCGUUUCGUAGGAUCCUGGGAUCUUAGUGUAGGAAACUUUCAAGGUGAUCAAGACCUUCAAGAUGAUCAAGAUCUUCAAAGCCUUCAAGAUCAAGACCUUCAAGAUUGCCAAUUAAUAGCUAAGUAAUUAAUACCAAUGAACAUGCUUUGCCCCUCCAAGGAGGUGUUUCAUAGGAUUGUGGGAUCCUUAAAGUCCAAAGACUUUUAACAUGAUCAAGACUUUCAAGAUCAAGAUCAUCGAGGUCUUCAAGGCCAUCAAGACCUUCAGGAUCUCCAAGAUCUUCACGACCAUCAAGACUCUCAAGACCUUCAAAAUGCCAUAAUUAACAUUAAUGAACUCUCUGCUUCGCCCCUCCAAGGAGGUGUGUCAUAGGAUCAUGGGAUCCUUAAGGUUGGAAGACUUUCAAGAUGAUCAAGACAUUCAGGAUCAUCAAGACCUUCAUGACAGCCAAUUAACACCAAUGAACUCCACGCUUUGCCCCUCCAAGGAGGUGUUUUGUAGGAUCAUCAGAUCCUUAAAGUUGGAAGAUCUUUAAGACAUUCAGGAUUUCCAAGACCUGCAAGAUCUUCCAAGAUCAAGACCAUCAAGAUCUUUAAGAUGCUGUAAUUAAGAUUAUUGAACUCUAUCCUUUGCCCCUCCAAGGAGGUGUUUCAUAGGAUCAUGGGAUCCUUAACUUUGGAAAAUCUUAAAGAUUUCCAAGACAUUCAAAACCCUCAAGACCAUCAGGAUCUCAAGAUGCUGUAAUUAACACUAAUGAACUCUGUGGUUUGCCCCUCCAAGGAGGUGUUCGUAGGAUCAUGGGAUCCUUAAGUUUGGAAGAUCCUCAAGAUCAAGACCUUUAAGAUCUUCAAGAACAUCAAGAUCUUGAAGAUGCUGUAAUUAACAUUAAUGAACUCUGUACUUUGCCCCUCCAAGGAGGUGUUUCAUGGGAUCCUUAAGGUUGGAAGAUGUUCAAGAACUUCAAGACCAGCAAUAUCCCCCAGACCUUCAAGAACAUCAAAACCUUCAAGAUCUUUAAGAUCUCCAAGAUCUCCAAGACCCCCAAGGUCAUCAAGACCUUCCAGCCCAGCCAUCAGCCCAAGCACGUUCACCGUUAACGAUGUCCUCAGGCGCCGCCUCCGUGCGCUGUUUGGACGCUUCCAGAGACGGCGACUCCACCACCGACCCGGGCCGGACAACCCUUCCUUCCACGACGGAAUUCUGCCCGUACCUCACCUCGACCUCCCCCGGUGCCCCCCGGAAGCUCCGUGGCCAGCGCAGGAGGCAGCAGGAGCAGCGAAGCCUUCCCAAGUAAGCCGGGACAUUUUCCUCUGGCAGAUUCCCGAGUUUCCCUCCAGCUCCUUGGUUCCUCCCUGCCCGAGAUCGGGGAAUUCAUUCCAGGAGCUGCACUGAGCCCAGAAGUGCCCUCCAGCCGGGAAUGUCGACUCACUGCCUGUGCAUCCCUCUGGCCCGGCUUUGCCAAAGGGUCUGCCAAGGAAUUAUUGCUCAGGCUGGAAUCUGGGCGAAUGGGGAACUGGGAGCUGCCAGAGUGGGUGGGAAAGAGGAAAAAACGCCAACGUCCAUCGCUCUGUUGAGGUACGAAGGAGUUAAUAAACAAUUUAACAAUC
This is a messenger RNA of Hirundo rustica (Barn swallow), 3168 nucleotides long. RefSeq names its product prenylcysteine oxidase 1 (gene PCYOX1). NCBI's taxonomy places the organism in Eukaryota, Metazoa, Chordata, Aves, Passeriformes, Hirundinidae. The record is from RefSeq and is a predicted model, not a curated record. Gene Ontology annotation, molecular function: prenylcysteine oxidase activity. Gene Ontology annotation, biological process: prenylated protein catabolic process; prenylcysteine catabolic process. Bases 1 to 1503 code for a protein of 500 amino acids. The transcript is spliced from 6 exons.